Messenger RNA from Cannabis sativa, 1323 nucleotides. RefSeq lists its product as uncharacterized. The record is from RefSeq and is a predicted model, not a curated record. The transcript is spliced from 3 exons. Bases 484 to 1104 code for a protein of 206 amino acids. NCBI's taxonomy places the organism in Eukaryota, Viridiplantae, Streptophyta, Magnoliopsida, Rosales, Cannabaceae.
AUUCCAAAAUUAAAAGAUAAGAAAUCUAGUGAUUUAAUCUUGGCCGCUGAAAUUAUUUGACCACGAUCUCAACCGUUGCAGUGUGUUGUCACAUCACAUCCUUAUCUUCUGAUUCCAAAAUUAAAAGACAAGAAAUCUCACAGUUUAAUCUUGGCCGCUGAUAUCAUUUCACCACGAUCUCAACCGUUGCAAUGUAUUUUCCUUUCCUAUAUAAUCUCACACUUCUCAUUCAAUUUGAUCACAUCUCUUCAACAUAUUUCCUAAAUAGCUAUAUUUUCUUCAAAAAUGCCAUCCAUUCGCGGUUCUUCUUACUCAGUAGAGGAAGAUGUGCACUUGUGUCAUGUCUAUGUUGACAUUUCUCAAGAUCCAAUCGUAGGAAGAAACCAAUCAGGUAAUAAUUUUUGGGCAAGAGUUCAAUCAGAGUACCACAAAGAUGGAAAAUUUAGUAAUAAACCUCGACCAGUAAGAUCUUUGUAAACUCGAAUGUCUACUAUUAAUAGUGCAUGUGCAAAAUUAAGGGCAUGUAUCAACCAAAUUGAAAAUAAAAAUCCAAGUGGUGCUUCAGCAGAAGACAUUUUAAUUCAAGCGAAGAUGUUAUUAGCCCAAGAUAAAAAGUACGAUAAAGGCUUUAAAUUUGAUCAUGUGUGGCACAUCCUCAAAGGUAUUCAAAAGUUUUCAAAUGAUGAAAACAUCAAUGCACCACGUAGAUUCCAACACGAAGGUCCUAGUUUCACUUCAUCGAAAUCAUCAUCUCACAAUUUUGAGUCUCCAACAUCGGCAUCCACUGAGUUUCAUAAGUACAUUCAAAGUGAAAAAAGACGAAUUUACAAAGAAAGGGCACAAACAUCCGAAGUUGGAGAACAAGGAGAAGGAUCUCAAUAUGAGGGAUCUCAAUAUCAGGGAUAUCCAAAUCAGGGAUCUCAAUAUCAGGGAUCACAAUAUGAGGGGUCACAAUAUCGAGCAUCUCAAGAUUCGGGACAUGGCGUUGAAGAUGAAGAUCAACGAUCUCAAGAUCAAGGUGAAAGAGCUGAAAAUGACUCACAAGUUUAUAGUCCGUAUUAUGACUAUCUUGGCGGAUCAAGAAAUAAUCUUCCACAUUAUUAAAUUGUUGUAUCUCAUUUUGUCUUUGAAGGUUCGUAUCUGUGUUAUUACUUUUCCGUUUAAUGUUUGGUGUGUUGUAUUUUAAUUUUUAAAUGUAUGUUUAAGUUUGUAAUAUUUUUAUUAUGUAUUAUUGAGUGUGCUUUAAUUUUAUAAUGUUCUGUUGUGUAAUAUAAAAUAUGUGUACUAUUGAUUAAUAAGAAUAUGAUGUUUUAGUGUGUUUAA